This is a messenger RNA of Desarmillaria tabescens, 1213 nucleotides long. RefSeq lists its product as uncharacterized. The transcript has 3 exons. The record is from RefSeq and is a predicted model, not a curated record. Lineage: Eukaryota; Fungi; Basidiomycota; Agaricomycetes; Agaricales; Physalacriaceae. Bases 494 to 1213 code for a protein of 239 amino acids.
CAAGUCGCGUUUUUCCGCUCGCAAGUUGGUUAUAAGCCCCCAGGUUCGCUUAUAUCCUUCCGCAAGUUAGUAGUUUUUUCGCAAGUUUGCUAUUGGAUAUAGCUUCAGAAUAAGCAAAGCCUAGGCUGUAAUAUACAAAUCUCCGUCCAGCCGUCCGGAUACCCGACAAUUGGUCACGAAAGAUAUGAACACUAACAUUCUGGGAAGGAAUAUGGUACCUAUGCUGUUCAGCAGGCCAUGUCGUGAACCCUUGAACCCUCUGAAAUGACGUUCUCAGUGCGCCCCACUGAGUUCGAUCUAUCGCUGUCUUGCAGAAUUCCGAGCAUUCAAAUCUAUAAGGGAGUACUGUCUAGACUGAGUCUGAGCGGCUUUGAAUCCAAAGAUCAAACACCCAAAGGAAAUGUAUCUGAAUUCAUCACUGAAUAAGUGAUGGAGAAGUAGGUAAAGAUGAAUAGAACGCUGGAGGAAUUCGGGCCAUUAUGGCAAUGGCGGAAUGACGAGUGUCAAGCACCGAAAUAAAAUAAUGUCGGCCGGUUCAGUGGCCACCUCGUCCCGAUCCGAACACGCGCCCCCAGAUCUUAUUCAGAGAUCUAUGGUAACAAAUGAUGCCGCCUGCGAGGGUGAGGUUUUGAGAACUCAUUGGGAGUGGAAAAAUCAUUCUGCCAUUGUCGUUCGGGUUACGGCCUGCAGGAACAAUAUUCCUAUCGUACCGAGCCAUGCGCCGCCUAUACACCCUUUCGAUUCUCACCGAAGCUUGCUCGCGAUCCUGAACAACAAGCCAUAUGUCCCCGGCGAGAUCCCAAAAGAUGCGCCGACCCUGCGUACUGGUGAAUACAUUAGAUGGUUCCUCUUAACCCUCCUCGGAAAUUUUCGCUACGACGAUAGGAAGGCCUGGGAAGAGCGGGAGGUAUUCUGGCGCCGCGUACAGCUCCAACACGAUCCGCACACCGAACCUGACGACUGGGAGGACUUCAUGCGAAGCAGAAGGGACGAAAAGACCCAGAACUGUCGCGCCAGUCGCGACAGACAAACCAACACAAUAUACGACAAUAUGGCAUCGGUCAGUCCGUCGGGGUUGACGACGACGACGCCAAAUCUCUCGCCUCAGCCUCAUCACUGGCACGAGGCAUUCCAAGCAGCCUCGCCGACGCUAUAUCCACCAUUUUCCAUUCUCGAUACCGGAUAUUCGGUCGGGUUCCUUCUUCCACGCUGA